AUGUCUCAUGACCCCGACAAGCCGCAACAACCUGUUGCCAAGAUGUGCACUCACUGGAAGGCCAAGCGCGAGGACUGCGGCCACACCGUCUACCGAUGGGAAGUCCGUUGCCAGGAGGCACGCAUCAAAAAGAAGGCGUGCAAGGCCUGGACCUAUCGGACCGAGUGGGAGAUGGGCCUCUGCAACGAGUGCCUCACUGAGAACCGCUACGUCUGGAAGUCGUCUUACGCUUAA
Molecule: messenger RNA, 234 nt
Organism: Colletotrichum chrysophilum
Lineage: Eukaryota; Fungi; Ascomycota; Sordariomycetes; Glomerellales; Glomerellaceae
Exons: 2
Coding region: 1-234 (77 amino acids)
Source: RefSeq, a predicted model, not a curated record